Messenger RNA from Saccharomycodes ludwigii, 2745 nucleotides. RefSeq lists its product as uncharacterized. Gene Ontology annotation, molecular function: GTPase binding. Bases 1 to 2745 code for a protein of 914 amino acids. The record is from RefSeq and is a predicted model, not a curated record. The transcript has a single exon. NCBI's taxonomy places the organism in Eukaryota, Fungi, Ascomycota, Saccharomycetes, Saccharomycodales, Saccharomycodaceae.
AUGAGCUAUUUAUCAUGUGAAAAUAAUAUCAUGUCUAUUAAUACAACCGCCACUUCAACACUAGCGAACACUGAUGACACAACAACAAUAAAUAAAAAUGUACAAUUAAUUAAAUCUACAUUACCACAAGAAUUAUCAGAAUUAGACAACAAUGAAGAUAAAGAAGAGUCACAAACCCACAAAAGCACGUGGUUAAAAUUGUUACAACUCAUAACGUCAUCAGAUAUCGAACCAAGUUCGGAAGAUAGACUGAAAUUUACUCAAGAACUAAAAAAUAGUUCUCAUCAUUUAUCAAAAUUGUUAAACGAUAAAUCUGAAACCGGAGUUACGCUUUUAAUUUAUUCUAUUGUGUAUAAUAAACCAAGUUAUAUCGAACUAUUGUUAUUAUCCUCUUAUUCUGAUGCCGAUCAUGUACUCGAUUUAAAUUUAUACGAUAACAUUGUUGGGUAUACUCCGCUGAUGUGGUGUUUUGUAUUGCAAAACAAAGACUGUCUAUUGGAAUUAUUGAAUAACGUUGAUGAUAUUGAUUUCCAGUUAAAAAGAGAUUCACUCACUGCUUUUGACUUAUUGAUACCUAAUACGUCCUUUUAUAAUUUUGUAGAAGAUCACAAUUUAUUACCCCUGCUAACGCCAACUGGGACGGCACUUAAUGGUGCCCACACUAGUAUUGAUAUUCACAAUAAUGCUUCCUUUAACAACGAACACGAUCCUGUUUUAGACUCUAUUGCGUUACAAACUGCGGGUUUACGAAUAAAAUCAGAAGAUUUGUUUAAACCAUCAUCGCCCAAUAAGCAUACAUUGGACCGUGCCUCUAGUAUUAACAUUAAUGAUGAUUUUACAGACACCAUGCUUUUCAAUUACGAUAAAUUAGAGCCAGAUCAAUACAUUAUGUUUGGAGAUUACGAUAUUUCUGCUAUAUUAGAAUAUUUAUUGAAAUUACCAGUUAAACACCAACAUAAGCCUAUUAUACCUGCAUCGAUUGUUUUUCAAUGCAUUAGAUAUGCGGACAAAUCAUUAAACAGUGAGACUUUGGUAAAUAACUUUAUUGAUCUAUGUAUUACUAAAAUAUUGUCCACUUCUACAAACACUAAAAGUGGUGUAGUAUCUAGUACAACCAAGGAUGACAAUGUCAAUAGUGGUGAUGUUGUCUUACAAUCUUACUGGUUGGGAUGCUUUAAUAUAUUGUAUUAUCAUCUUUUGAAACAAGAUAAUUUUUUUAAAAAAUAUCCACAAGUAUUGCAAAAUUUAGUUAUUGGUAGUAGAUCGUUAAUGAUUGAAUUAUGCUACUCUAUACAUUCUAGGGUUGUUCCAUUAAUCCAGACCACUAUAUUUGAUUACACUACAUUAAACCAAGUCAAGGAAACUUUAUACAAAAAAGAUUGGAAUUUUUUCAAGAAAAGCGGAUCUAAUAGCACUAAUGGUACAAACGAAACUGCUGCACCAAACACGGACUGUCCUGUAAAAAAAAAACAAAAUAAGGAUUCUUAUGAUGAGAUAUUAAAAAUGUUAUACCCACCAACUUUAGAGGAACAAAUGAAACCCUCUCCAAUGAAAAUCGUUCAGGUUUAUAGUGCUCUAAUUUAUGUGUUAAACUUAAAUUCUGUACAUGAGCUAAUUUCACAACAGUGUUUGUCACUUGUAAUGAAGUGGUUCAACGCGGUCACCUUUAAUUCGAUUAUGAAAAAUAAGUCAAGGAAAUUUUUAUGUAGAGCCAAAGCUAUGCAAAUCAGGUUGAAUUUAAGUGUUAUACAAGAUUGGGUUAUGGUGAAUAAUUUGACACCUUUCAAACCCACUGUCUCUAUAGAUGAAUUUAUGUGGGAUCGAUUUCCUUACACUUUAAUACAAAAUCUAGCAGAUAUAGAUCUGGAUAACCAAAUGGAACUAAACAAAAAACUAAAAUUUGUAAUCCAUGCAUCCAGCAAAGCGAAAGUGUUGAAUGAGACCAAUUCUUUAUUUUUUUACCAAUCCUUCAUUAAAAUUGCCAGUAUUCAUUUGCAACCCCUACUUCAAAUCUUGGAGUGGUUACAAGUAGCAACAACUUUGAAAGAUGAGGAAUCAUUAAAUGCAACAUUAAAAUUGUUGGAUUAUUUGAAACCACAACAAAUUUUGAAAAUUAUGGACAGAUAUAGGUACGAAAUUGAUGAACCCAAUUUUGCAUUUAAAAAACAAUUAAGAGCAAAAUUAAAAAAAAAAAACAGGUUAAGUUUCACAUUUUCAAGAAGCAAUGGUAAUAGCAGCACACUCAGUCACAGUAUUAACAGCGAUGAUUACUUGAAAGAGGAUGAAACACCAAUUGGUAUUGCAUUACCUACCUUGAUUGAACUAUUACCAUUGUACGGUGGAACGUCUGAUUAUUCUCCUUUACUACCGAUAGAAAUUCAGGAUGAGCUUGAUUUACUUCUAGAAAAUAAUAAAAAUAUACGAGAACAGAAGCAGAAUGACUAUAAUAACAAUAGUUCUGGCAGUGAUUAUGAAUCUUAUUGUACUGAUAAUCAAGAGGAAAAUCAUGGUAAUUUCGAAAAUAAUGUUACAGGAAAUCCAAUAGAUAAUGUCAGCGAACGUUUUUUUGAUAAUCAAGAAGUAGAAAAAACUGGACAUGACACUCACGAUAACUUUUCUAUUUCAUUUAAGGAUGAUAAAGGAAAGGCCGAUAUUUUUAAGGAGCUAAAUGUUCCAUCUGUAGCUGCCACUAAAAGACAAUCUUGGAUUCAACCAACGCCAGAAAUCGAAGAAAAUCCAUGGUAA